CUAAAAAUCUAAUAAUUAAAUUUCAUCGGUCUAGAUCCGCCCACGCAUCGACUUAUAGGAUUAGGUGCUAAGCGUUUGUCCACCAUGUAAAAGAAAAGUGAGAGGUGUAUCUAGAAAUCUCCAAAAUCUGUAAAGAUACUAGGGUUUCAGAGCAAACAACAGACGAGACAGUGAGCGGGGGAGCUGAUGAAAACAGCCAUGAUGCGGCUUGGGUCGACAAAAAAGAGGUGUAAAAUUUCAGCACCAAUGACAAGGUCCCAGACCUACCCGUUGGACAAGAUGCCUCUCGAAAUGAAAGAGGAGAUUUGCAUGAAACUGGAGGUCGAAUGCAUCACGAAGCUCAUUGCCCUUUCUAAAUCCUGGUCAUCGAUAGUCCGUAACAAAAUUUUCACCAACUUGUACCUGAAUCAAUCUUUGGCUCGGCCACGCAUUCUGAUCUCAUUAAUCGGCGUUCAAGACAUGCAGCACUUCUUCCUCUCUUGCUCUCAGGAGGAUCCAUCUUCUGAUCAUCGCACUGUCAGUUGUAACCCUCCGAGGCAGGGUAAUUGGUACAACUUUUCUCCACCUGUCCGCGGCUUGAUGAGCUGUAUGUGUGAUAAUAAUAAAGUGAUGAUUGGGAAUCCUAGUACUCGUCAGCUUAUUACUUUACCGAGAGUCAAAACUGUGAGGAAAGACAUACUCCACUUCUUUGGAUAUGAUCCUGUAAAGGGUGAAUACAAAGUGUUGUGCAUGACGGUGUCACGUAAUCCUACACGUAGUAGAUCAGGAGAGGCUGUGACGGAGGAGCAUCAAGUGUUCACUCUAGGAGCUAAGAGAAAGAAAUGGAGGAAGAUCGAAUGUGAGCAUCUCCAUUAUGCUCAUCCUAGAACUCAAGGGAUAUGCAGCAAUGGGGUUGUGUAUUAUCUGGCAUGGGUCGAAAAUGUUCGUUUUCUGAUAUGCUUUGAUGUGGGGUCUGAAAAGUUUAGUGUCAUGGAGUUACCCGGGGACGUCGAAGGUCUGUCCAACUACGGCGAAAAGAUAGCUGUGACGAAAAUGAUCAUCGACGGUAAUAUCGACUUGUGGGUUCUUGAAGAUGCCAGCAAACAAAAAUGGUCAAAAACUACAAUCGUGACUUCUUCUUGGAUAGAGUCACAUAACUUGAUUAGAAGAUUCAUGUUCAGGGGUAGACUUGGCACCGGCGAGCUUGUAUUUGAACCCUUAUUUGUCGCAGGCUCCUUCUUUUUACUAUCUUACGAUCUCAAGGAAGGGAAAGUUAGAAAAAUCAUCAUCCCUGAAAUAUUUGGCUUUUCUUUUACUUCUAUAGGUGUCUAUUUGGAUCAUGUUGAGAGUCCUAUGUUUCUGGAACUGUAAGGUAAUUCUCACAUCCUGUCUCUUGAUGACUUCUUCUUCGGUGUUUCUUGCCUGAACUACUCUCUCUCUCUCUUUCUUAAGUUUCAGUUAAAGUUGUCGGAUAUUAUUAUUUGUUUAAGACUUGUCUUUGUUGGAUUUUGAUCUAUGGUUUUGUAUGCUUUUGGAAUUUGGAUUUAUGCAAUGUUUAUGACUUUGUUUUAAUAAUUUCUGGUUUUCUUAUUUGAUUUAUUUUGGGGGA
This is a messenger RNA of Capsella rubella, 1588 nucleotides long. Its product is annotated as putative F-box protein At3g10790. The record is from RefSeq and is a predicted model, not a curated record. NCBI's taxonomy places the organism in Eukaryota, Viridiplantae, Streptophyta, Magnoliopsida, Brassicales, Brassicaceae. The coding region runs from base 187 to 1350 and encodes 387 amino acids. Gene Ontology annotation, molecular function: protein binding. The transcript has a single exon.